Molecule: messenger RNA, 1833 nt
Organism: Paramecium sonneborni
Lineage: Eukaryota; Ciliophora; Oligohymenophorea; Peniculida; Parameciidae
Source: the annotation of a GenBank genome assembly
AUGGAAGAGUAUAAAUUAUUAGAUGAUUUAAAGGGGAUUCAAUGUUAUUUUAAGCAUAAAAAUCCUUAAAACUUUUAUGUUUUGUUCGAUAAAACAGUAAAAGGAAAGGAUAAAAUUAGAUGUGAACAAUGUAUUAAAUAUGAUGAAAAAAAUGCAAUCGAAUUAGUAUAAAUAUUAGAAGAGUUUAACCAGGAAAAGAAUAGUUAACAUGAUUAACUUUCAGAAAUGGUUGUGGAAAAAAUAAAAAUGAUAGAAUAAUUGUAAAGUAAGAUAACUAAUUUGAAAACUUGUGUAAUUUAGAAAUUUGAUUCAUUUCUUAAUUUCAGUUUUGAUUAAAAAGAUUUUCUAGUGAAAUUAAUAAAAGAAAAGGAGCAAUUUAAUUUUGAUCAAUUCUUUGAUUAUUUAGAUGAUAAAUCUUAAAUUGCCAAAAAUUCUAAAAAAGAUAUGAUGAAGAUAAUGUAAACAGAGAGAGGAAUGAUUGAUAAGCUAGAAAUUAGUUAUAAGUAAAUUAUGGAGAUGGUAAAAAAAGAACAAAUUAUAGAAGAAAACUAUAAUAAGAUUACUUAAUCCAGAUAGGAUAUAAAUGCUCUAUAUUAAUCUCGAAUAUUAUCAUAAAAGACUUAAGAAGAUAUCUCCUAUAAUAAUUAAAUUAAUUAAUAAAAAUUAAAAUAUAGAUUGUUAUAAGAAAUUAAAUAAUCAGAAUUUUGUUAUUCUAUGACAUUUAAUCAAGAUGAGACUUUAUUAGCUGCUGGAUUUUCUAAUUCAAUCAAAUUAUGGAAAUUUAAUAUGGGAUAAUUAACUCAACAUUAUAUUUUAUUAUAAGGAAAAUCUGAUAUAGAUAUUCCUACUUGUUUGACUUUUAGUAAAAAGAGUAAUGAUAUAUAUUCUGGGAGUUAUAGUGGAUAAAUUAAUUUUUGGAGAGAGAUUAAUUAAAAUCGUUGGGAAAUUUUUUUCACUUCUACUAUUCAUCAAGGAUUAAUUACAUGUUUAAUUUUAAAUUAAAAAGAAGAUGAAAUAAUUACUAGUGGCUCUGAUAAAUUGAUAAUUGUUUUAAAAAAUAAUUAAUAAGAAAAAAAGGUUUCCUAAUAUGAAUUGAAAUAGCAUUAGAAAGUUGUUUUUAGUAUUAGUUUAAAUUAAUCAGAAACAUAAUUGGUUUCUUCAAGUUUAGAUUAACAGUUAAUAAUUUGGGAAAAGAAUUCUAAAUAAAUUUAUGAAUUUAAAUAUGUGAUACAAAAAUCGAUAAACGACUUUGGCCAUAGAGUUUGUUUUUUAAAUGAUAAUUUUAUAGUUUGGUAAUAAAACAAAGACGGUACAACACAUGUAUUUUAAAAAGAAAAUGGAAGAUUUAAGUAAAAACCAGAAAAUAAAAUUGUUUUAGAUCAUUCUGAAGGUGAAGAUGGAUAAUUUUUAUUUCCAAUAAUAUAUAAUAAAGAAAAGUAAAUACUUAUUUUAAAAUAUUCAAAUUCAAUCUAUAUAUUUAAAAAUCACGAAGAUUAAUAAUUUAAAUUAGAAGCAAAAAUUAAUUGUUCAUCAAAUUCAAUUUAUGGUUGUAUGACAAAGGAUAGUAAAUAUUUGAUAUAUUGGGAUUGUUCAUUAUAACUAUUCAAUAUUUAAGAAUUUAAUUAUCAAUGAGUUUAAGAAAAUGAAAUAAUACAAAAUUGAUAAUUAUUAAUGAUCAUCAAAAAUUUAUCAUACCUUUAUUUCAUUCCUUAUUUUACUAUUAAAUUAAGCAUCUAAAAUUUUACUUAAUUAUUUAAAUAAUUCAACUUCUUUUUUUUAAUUAUAAUUUAUAUUUAAAAUUUAUACAUUAUUUUUACUUUAGCAAAAUAUUAA